UGAGGGCUGAUGGUUUUGAAGCGACAUUUUGACACAGAUUGUUCCACCAUGAAGCCGCGACGCCGAAGUUCCUCUCUUCUGUUGUUGGGGGUCUACCUCGGAGCAGUGGCAGUAGUACUCACAGCACAAGAGAACACUGGAACUGUUUCAUCAUCUGUUUCAAGCACUCCAAAGUCCAGUUUCUCCUCUCAUGCAUCCAAUAUGGAACAGUCGCUGACCACACUCUCCCCGCAGGGGAGCACAAGCACGUCUUCUCAGCGAACAAGCACAAACAGUUCAUUCAGCCCACCAAUGACCAGCACGUCUAGCCCACCAAUGAACAGCACAUCGAGCCAACCGGUGAACGGCACAUCCAGCCCACCGGUGAGCACCACGUCCAGCCCAGCGGUGAGCACCACGUCCAGCCCAGCGGUGAACACCACGUCCAGCCCACCGGUGAGCACCACGUCCAGCCAACUGUUGAACACCACAUCCAGCCCAGCGGUGAACACCACGUCCAGCCCACCGGUGAGCACCACGUCCAGCCCAGCGGUGAACACCACAUCCAGCCCACCGGUGAGCACCACGUCCAGCCCAGCGGUGAACACCACAUCCAGCCCACCAGUGAACACCACGUCCAGCCCAACAGUGAACAGCACGUCCAGCCCACCGAUGAACACCACGUCCAGCCCACCGGUGAACAGCACGUCCAGCCCACCGGUGAGCACCACGUCCAGCCCACCGGUGAACACCACAUCCAGCCCACCGGUGAAUAGCACGUCCAGCCCACCGGUGAACAGCACGUCCAGCCCAGCGGUGAACACCACAUCCAGCCCACCGGUGAACAGCACGUCCAGCCCACCGGUGAACAGCACGUCCAGCCCACCGGUGAACAGCACGUCCAGCCCAGCGGUGAACAGCACGUCCAGCCCACUGGUGAACAGCACGUCCAGCCCACCGGUGAACGGCACGUCCAGCCCACCGGUGAACACCACAUCUAGCCCACCGGUGAACGGCACGUCAAGCCCAGCGGUGAACACCACAUCCAGCCCACCAGUGAAUGACACAUCGAGCCCACCGGUGAACAGCACGUCCAUCCCACCAAUGAACGGCACGUCCAGCCCACCGGUGAACGGCACAUCCAGCCCACCGGUGAACGGCACGUCCAGUCCACCGGUGAACGGCACGUCCAGCCCAUCGGUGAACACCACGUCCAGCCCAUCGGUGAACACCACGUCCAGCCCACCAAUGAACGGCACAUCCAGCCCACCGGUGAACAGUACGUCCAGAUCUCCAGAAAAUAACAGCACAUCUGUACUACCAGCAAAUGCAACUGCCUCUACCCUGCCAGUAAACAUGAGCACCUCCACUUUGCCAGCAAAUGACAACUCAACUACCCUGCCAGUGAACACCAGCACAUCUGCCCCAUUAUUCACGAGUUCUGCUGUCACAAAUAAUGCCUCCUCACUGUUCUCUACAGCAGCAUCAUCCAAUAGUACAGCUGAAGCAAACUCGACUGGGAACUUUCAUUCUACAGCUACUAUAAGCACCUCCUUUACUACUCCACAAAACCUGAACCUCACUACGACUGUUAAUGUCUCAUCCACAUUGCAGCCGGACAAUACUGCAACAUCUAGUGGAAGGACAGUGGUGUCUGUCACAAGCUCAAAUCAUACAGAGGGUCCAACUUUCUCUGGCACGACAGCUGGUGUAAACAUUACAAGCACCACGUUCACACGCAAUGAGUCAACAAUUAACGUGACAACCAGCUCGAGUUUGACUGAUCAGUCUACAACCUCUUUUCUGUCUACAGUUGUUUCCACUUUGAACAGUACAACUUCUACUAACAUGAGUGUAGUACCCCCCAGGACUACUGUUAUUUCAACACCAACUCCAUUGUCAAACUCCACUGCUUCAAAAGUGACGUUGACAUCACAGGUAACCACACAAGAGCCUGCCAAUGCCACCAAUAGCCAGAGUACCAUAACACUGACAAACACUGUUCUGACCUCCUCAACUAUCCAGCAGGUCAGUAACACUGUUCCAAAUGGCAAUACAGUAUCUGGCACCACAACCAGAUAUGUAACCACGACCAAUAUACAGUCAAGCAGUACCACAGCAUCCCCAGUGCUGACAACCAUGAAGACCACCACUAAGGUGUCUAGUACCACAGCAACCCCAACAUCAAAUUUCAUUAUAACUUUCAGAAUUAUCAACAGGAAUUUUGAAAACGCUUUGAAAGAUAAAACUACUCCGGAAUUCAAGAACUUGAGUGAUCAAGUUAUUAAAGCGCUGUAUGAUGCUUACGGUUGUCCUACAUGCUCCCUCCGUUCAUUAUAUGAGGGUUCUGAAGUUCUGCUUUUCAGGCAAGGGUCAGUCAUCACUGAAACUAAAUCUACCUUCAACUCGGAUGCUUCUGUAAACCAGGGCAAGGUUGAACAACAGUUUACAGCUGCCAUAAAGAAUGGUACAAUCAACAAACUACAGGUCAAAGAUAUAGAAGUGCAGGAGAUAAAACCCAGCACAACCACAACGACCACAACUUCCCAGGCUCCAAUUGUCCCUGGCUGGGGUAUUGCUCUUCUAGUCCUUGUCUGCAUCAUUCUCCUGUUGAUCAUCAUCAUCAUUCUUCUCAUUAUAAUCUACCUGUGUCGCCGCAGAAAUCAUGGGAAGUUUGAAAUGUUUGGUUCUCGAGGAUCAUACUACCCAAUGGCUGAUCGGAGCGAUUACCCACAAUACAUGACUCAUAGCAGGUUCAUAGCACCAAAUGGCAAGCAGAACUCCUACAAUCAGGUAUCUGGGAAUGGCACAAACAUGUAUUCGUAUACCAACCAUGCUGCAGAGUCAGAUAACUUGUGAACACAUCUGAAGGAAGAUUUCAUGUGGAAAGCUGCCUCUAAUUCAAACUCAAAAUGGGGCAAUUAUGAAACUAAAUUUUAACUCUUCUGUCAUUUUUUUAAAAAUCAAAGAAAUGUUCUUUCAGGGAAAAUGUUGGAUCUCCUCCACUGCCAAUACUGACUGCAGGUUAUGUGGAACGAUAAAAGAAAUGAAGGGACUUAUAAUGCAUGAUGAAUUCACUGUGCCUGCACACAACUAAACGUUCAAAGUUGUUUUAGGAGAUAGGUCAAUUUUGCUUGGGAUGAGUUAGUAUGGAACAACCAUUAGCGUUGCACACAAGAUGGCCAAAUCAAAUGUGUGGUGGGGGGGUUGGGGGGGAGAAUCUAUUUCUAUUGUUAUGAAUAUUCAAAUUAGGUGCCAGAGUAGGCCAUUUUGCCCUUCAAGCCUCGCCUAUCAUUCAAUAAUGAUCAUGGCUGAUCUGAUUGUGGCCUUACAUUCAUACUUAUGUGUAUCCCUGUUAAUUUGCAACUUCCUUGUUAGUUGUGAAUAGCUCUAUACAAGAACUAGUGUGGGGGAGGAGGGAUCCUGUGGGCUGUAGUGUAAAACAGGAAUAGCUAGUGCCUAGCAGGCUGUGGCAUUGUAUAAUUCCCUGAUUGGUAGAACCCUUUAUUUUCCAAUCACAUAAGCAUUAUUGAAACUCUACAUUUUUACUGGUUAAGACAAAUUUAAUCUGAGAAAAUUGUAUGCACAAAUGAACAUGAACACAUUGCUUUGAAGAAGCAGUAGUUUCUGAAGUUUGGAUUAGUUUGGUGAAGCAUGAGCAGACAGCAAUUGUUGCUAAACUGACAGCAACCUUUUUACUGAGUCUGAAAGGAUGAUCUUGUGUUAAAUACAAACACUGCUUGGUAGUAAUGAUUAAAGUCAAAUAUGCUGUUUAAGGGGCCCUCUUCUACCACUGCAUCUUCAACUAAAAGUCCAUCCAUGUUACCAUCCAUGAUGCUGGAAUGGAAGGAUGUACAGCAUCCAAAUACCUUUCAAGUCUAUUGAAUUUUGAUUUGGAGUUAAUAGCUGAUUUCUCAUCAGCGCCACAUGUAAAUCCCACAAGCAGAUUAUUCUUCCUGUUACUCGGUGAACAGGAAAGAAGCAUUCAAUAGACAAUAGACAAUAGGUGCAGGAGUAGGCCAUUCAGCCCUUCGAGCCUGCACCGCCAUUCAAUAUGAUCAUGGCUGAUCAUUCCUAAUCAGUAUCCGCUUCCUGCCUUAUCUCCAUAACCCUUGAUUCCACUAUCUUUGAGAGCUCUAUCCAACUCUUUCUUAAAUGAAUCCAGAGACUGGGCCUCCACUGCCCUCUGGGGCAGAGCAUUCCACACAGAAUGUCACAUAUUCACAUUCUGCUUAUCUCCCAAUAUUGAUUUAUGCAUAAUAUGCCAAAUCAUAUCUAAAUAUGCAAACAAUUAUUUAUGGUCAGAGUCACAGCAGUAAUUUUCCAUUACAUGGAAGAGAACCUCUUUGCCCCAUUGCCUGCACUCCCUCACUGUUGCUAAAAUCCCUUCAGCCUCUUUUUGAACAAAGACAAACAAAAAGACAGGAAGAACUUAGCAGGUCAGGCAUAACCUCUGGAGAGAAACAGUGUUAAGUUUUACUUCUGAUAAAAAGUUAAGAACCUGAAACAAUGGUCCAGAUUUUUCUCUUGUCAGGGCAAAUAACCGAGUGAGUUGGCCCCAAGAAGAGAUCUAUCUGCUUCCCAACACCACAGAAAUUCAGUUCUGAGCAGAAGGCCCUUAUCUGAUUGACUAUCUAAUCUGCUGCUAAUUAAGGCCCUUAAGUGGUCAAUUAAUGACUAGUUGAGAGCUUGGGCAGGCUUUCCGCAUUCCUGGUUGGCUAGACAAUUAACAGCCUUCCUGACUGUGAUAACAAGACAGUCUGCCUGAUGGAGUGAGUGAGUGAGUGAGUGAGUGAAUGAGUGAGUGAGUGAGUAAGUGAGUAUGUGUGUGUAAUGUAGAUGAAGGAAGGGAAAGACACAGCCAAUACCUCCGCUCUGCUCCUCUCCAAAGAUGCUGCCUGACCUGUCAAGUUUUACCAACCUUCUUUUGUUCUUAUUUCAGAUUUCCAGCAUCUGCAGUAUUUUCUUUUGUAUGUUGCAACAAAGUUGUGCCUGGCAAGGCUUGUGGAUGGGCUAUUUUGCCUCCUUGCCUUAUUUUUGCCAACAGUAUCUAUUAACUCUUUUGGAGGCAUGCAAACAAAUCUAGAGCAAUUUGCUUUCAAAAACUUCUCUCUCUCAUUGAAUGUUUUUUCUCUUUCUUUCAGCCCCCUUAUGUUCUUUCUUCAUGUCCCCAGCAUCCUUUAAAGAUUCAUAGAUUCAUACAGUACAGAAAAUGCCCAUCGGCCCAUCGAGUCUGCACCAACAUAACUACCACUAAAGACAUGAUUAUCCAAAUUUCCUGUGCUUGUCCCAUAUCCUUGAAUGUUAUUAUUUUUGAAAUGCUCAUCCAAAUAUUUUUUAAAAAUGUUGUACGGUUUCCAGCCUCUACUGCCUUCCCAGGUAAUACAUUCCAGAUUUCCGCCACCCUCUGCUGAGUGAAAAAGUUUUUUUUCCAAAUUCCCUCUGAACCUCCUGCCCUUUGCCCUAAAGGGAUGCCCUCUCAUGAUUAACCCUCAACUAAGGGAAACAGCUGCUCUCUGUCCAAACCCCUCAUAAUCUUAUUCGCCUCAAACAUGUCUCUUCUCACUCUUCUCUGUUCAAGAGGAAGCAAUCCAAACAUAUCAAGUAUCUCCUUCUAGCCCAAUUUCUCCAUCCCAGGCAAUGUCCUGGUGAACUUCCUCUGUACCGGUUCUAGUGCUAUCACAUCCUUCCUGUGUUGAGGCAACCAGAACUGCACACAAUACUCCAGCUCUGGCCUGACCAAAGUUCUGUACAACUCCAACAUUACCUCCUUACUACUGGGGUGAAGAGGUGUGAGGAUGAACAAUGUGAGUUAACAAUGAGCACCAGCCCAAACGAUGAAUGCCAGGUGACACAUUUUGAAUAUAUGUGUAAAUGUUCUUAUUUAAUUGAAUCGUUAUUGCUGCAUCAAAGACAAAUUAUUGAGCUCUGGACUGACUGAUAUAAACCAGCCGCAUGAUGGAAUUUUGACUGAUGGCAAAUUGUAGUUUGUUGUAUGCCUGUGAAAUGCCUGCUUGCCAAUUUUUAUACAUAUAUUUUAAUUCUGCAGUCACUUUUUCUGCUGAGUUGCUAUAUGAAGGAGAUUAUGUUAAAAGAUGUGAGGGUGUUUACUAGCAAUAGUGGUCUUCAAUAUCAAAAGAAUCCUGGGUUCACUCAGUGACCCAAGAACACUAACUCUGCUGGGAAUGUGCACCCAAGGGCAACGUUGACCAAGAACAUGUAUGUAGUACAUGUGGCUACAUAUUAAGCCCUUUCCCAACAGGUGGACCUACACCUGAUUUAGCUGGAGACCAGUUCUAGAGACACCUUGAGAUUAAAGAAUUGUUUUGAAUUGUGGAGACUCCCUGGCCAUGCCAGAGGAAAAAUUGCUCACGUGCUUCUCCCUGGAUAACUCUGGUAGCGUUACAGACGUAUACAGUAAACUUCUCUAUUACCUUAGUCAACAAUUAUCCCUCAAAGUCACUAAAUCACCUCUGUUUAUGAUCAUUGUGCUAGCAAAAUCUUCAAUCAAGAGUACAGACUGAUUUGUAGACCCUUAAAGUUUCUACCUCCAAAGUUUUGGGAGCUGUACAAAGUAUUCCGUGUAAUAGUACAAGGCAAAUUUAUCUAAACUAGAUUGUGACAGAAUUGGUUAAGAACAAAAUUUGAUCAGGCGACUAAGAUGUCACUGAGCCUUUUCACAAAGGAACGGUGUUGACAAUGUGACUGCAGGGUUACAAUGUAAGCUACAACUACAUUUUUGCUUGAAAUCUUCGCUUUAUUGUAAUUGUCAAACCAUAGUGCUGUAACUUAAACCUAUUUAUUGUACUUCCACUGUGUAUAUGUGCACGUGUGUUGUUUCUGAGUAUCACUGUUACUGUCACCUUCUGUAUUUUAAUUGACUUGAUGCAUCACUAAUCGUAUUUAUAUCUUGUUAAAUGAAACUCCAUUCCUAUUUGAGGAUUGAAGGAUAUAUAUAAAACAAAUGCAUGUUAUUUUUUGUAUUAAAAUCCUUUUCAUGGUAAUAUUGGUCCUAUUACACACUGAUUUUUAAGGUUUUUGAAAUACUGCCAAAAAUUGAUAAUAUAGAAAUGCUAUGAAAUAUCAGUGUGAUCCAAAUAUGAAAAUAAAGGGAAAAUAAUUAUUUUUAACACA
Messenger RNA from Hemiscyllium ocellatum (epaulette shark), 7113 nucleotides. Its product is annotated as mucin-2-like. The transcript has 7 exons. The coding region runs from base 10 to 2838 and encodes 942 amino acids. The record is from RefSeq and is a predicted model, not a curated record. Lineage: Eukaryota; Metazoa; Chordata; Chondrichthyes; Orectolobiformes; Hemiscylliidae.